UCCAAAAGGGCACCAUGUCUAACUUCUACCUGUGUUUGCUGCUUGCUGGUCUCUGUGCGCUUGCCAGCUGUCAUCAUGUCCCCGGACACGAGGGUGACCACGAUGGGCACGAGCAUCAACACGAGGACCAACCCCCAGCUGAAAGCAAUGAAAAGAGCACCCACUUCCCCUGUUUCAAGGUAUCUCCAAGCAAUGGUGAUUUUGCUUUUAAAUUCUACCGCCAUUUAGCUUCCGAGUCUGCUGGCAAAAACAUUUUAUUUUCUCCAGUGAGCAUUUCCAUUGCCUUUAUGUUUAUGACCCUGGGAGCUAAAGGAAUCACGCUAGAUCAGAUUGUUUCAGGACUAUCCUUUAACCAGUCCGAGAUCAGCAUGAAGGAAAUAGAUGAUGGUUUCCGGCACCUCUUACAAUUACUGAACCGCCCCAGGGCUGAAAUUGAGCUGAGCAUUGGGAAUGCCCUUUUCACAACGGACAAAUUCCAAGUGCGACAGGAGAUCCUGGACGAGGCUCGUGAUUUAUUUCAAGCAAAUAUUGUGUCUGCUAAUUUCAAGAACAUUGACGAAGUUGCAGCCCAGAUCAACAGCUACAUAGAGAAGAAAACCCAUGGAAAAUUAGUGGAUGUUGUCAAGGGUCUUGACCCAGAAACUGUGAUGGUUCUUGUAAACUAUGUUUUCCUGAAAGCUUAUUGGGUAAAACCUUUCGAUCCCGAGUCCACCCGGAAGAAGGACUUCUUCGUCAAUAAUGAAACGACAGUGCAAGUGGAUAUGAUGCAGAGAGAUGGCCAUUAUGCUGUUGCUCAUGAUGAAGAGCUGGGCUGCCAAGCAGUGUGGAUCCCUUACCAAGGCAAUGUUACAGCGCUCUUCAUUCUGCCUGAGAAAGGAAAACUGAGCCAGGUGGAACAGGCAAUAGGGCGAGGCCAUCUUGCCAAAUGGUAUCAUUCCUCAAAAUUACAGAGAAUAGAGCUAUCGCUUCCAAAGGUUUCACUGAGGACAAGCUAUGAUCUCAAGGAAAAAAUGAGAGGAUUAGGUGUUACUGAGGCAUUCACAGACCGAGCAGAUCUGUCUGCAUUCACUGGGGAGCCCAAUUUGAAGAUUUCAGAGGCUAUCCAUAAAACCUAUUUGAAUAUCCAUGAGAAUGGCACUGAAGCUGCUGCCACCACUGUCAUUGAAAUGGUCCCUAUGUCUCUCCCCCUUUCAAUUGAAUAUAACAGUCCCUACCUAGUAGUGCUUGCAGAUCACGAGACACGGACCGUCUUAUUCAUGGGGAGAGUCAUGAAUCCUAAUGAACACUAA
Molecule: messenger RNA, 1289 nt
Organism: Euleptes europaea (tarantolino)
Lineage: Eukaryota; Metazoa; Chordata; Lepidosauria; Squamata; Sphaerodactylidae
Product: alpha-1-antiproteinase F-like
Exons: 4
Coding region: 15-1289 (424 amino acids)
Biological process (GO): negative regulation of endopeptidase activity
Molecular function (GO): serine-type endopeptidase inhibitor activity
Source: RefSeq, a predicted model, not a curated record